Molecule: messenger RNA, 2641 nt
Organism: Clupea harengus (Atlantic herring)
Lineage: Eukaryota; Metazoa; Chordata; Actinopteri; Clupeiformes; Clupeidae
Gene: acp2
Product: acid phosphatase 2, lysosomal
Biological process (GO): lysosome organization; dephosphorylation
Cellular component (GO): lysosome
Molecular function (GO): acid phosphatase activity
Source: RefSeq, a predicted model, not a curated record
UUCUAUGGCUAGACCCUCUUGGUGCUCUGAUGGGGGGCUCUUCGCACUUUUCGAAAGUUUACAUACCUCCCUGAAACUGCUGGUCAAGAACUGCUGAAUUUGAAUCUGUGGCUCUGCGGGUCUGCAGUCAGACCCUUCUCGCUAACGAAUGUGUUGGGACGUUGCCUAGUACUUACAGUAGGUGGCAGCAACCAAUUUAGAAAGUGUCAACUCUCCCAACAAAUCAAAAAGGAAGUAGUUAUUGCGCCGCUACACCGGCUUUGCGACUGGUGACCACUGCACUGCUGUAUUUUGAAGUGUUGAAGAAUGUGGCCGUCAUUUUUACGAUUCCUGUGGGUAUUUUAUAUUGCUUUGAACGCCUGUUCUGGAGAAAGACGCCUAAAAUACGUCACAUUACUAUAUCGGCAUGGAGACCGCUCCCCUGUCAAAUCCUACCCAACAGAUCCGUACAAAGAGAGUGCUUGGCCCCAGGGUUUUGGCCAGCUGACUCAGGUAGGAAUGAAACAACACUAUGAGCUGGGACAGAUGCUUCGCAAACGUUAUGAAGGAUUCCUCAAUGAAAGCUACAACCGUCAUGAGAUUUUUGUACGGAGUACUGACUAUGAUCGAACACUGAUGAGUGCAGAGGCCAACUUGGCUGGGCUUUACCCACCCAAUAAUUCGCAGGUCUUUGAAUCAAGUGUGCAUUGGCAACCUAUACCUGUUCACACAGUUCCCCAGAGUCAGGAGAGGUUGCUCUCAUUUCCCAUUGAUGACUGCCCUCGCUACAAGAUUCUCAUGAAUGAAACUGAGCAGACUGAUUUCUUCCUUAAUGUGACAGAAACAUACAAAGAUUUCCUGGAAAUGGUGCGGAAUGCAACAGGCCUGACUACUACCACUGUAGAAAGUAUUUGGAGUGUCCAUGACACCCUGUACUGUGAGUUCAAACAUAACAUGACAGCUCCAUCAUGGGUGACUCCUGAGGUCAUGGAGAAACUGGGGAGACUAAAGAACUUCGGCUUCCAGCUGAUGUUCGGAGUCUAUAAGCAGAAAGAGAAGUGUCGGCUUCAAGGAGGCCUGCUCUUGAAUCAGAUCAUUAUCAACAUCUCUGCACACGCUGUUCCAGAUUCUAAAGCCCCUCUGAAGAUGGUUGUAUACUCAGCGCAUGACACCACUGUAGUGGCUCUGCAGUCAGCUUUGGAUGUAUUCAAUGGGCGGCAGCCCCCAUACGCCUCAUGUCACAUAUUUGAGCUGUACCAGGAAGACAAUGGGUCCUUCACUGUGUCCAUGUUGUACCGCAAUGACAGCAGUAAACCACCUUAUCCACUGGCCCUGCCGGGCUGUGAACAGUAUUGCCCUCUGCAAGACUUCAUUCGUCUCACUAAGGGGGUCAUUACAACGGACUGGGAGAAGGAAUGUCAGGUGGAAACUACAGCAAAAGACACAGAAGUGAUGAUUGGGUUGGCAGUGUGUGCAUGCCUCCUCCUUCUACUCAUCGUGCUCCUCUUCACUGUGCUCUGCCGGAAACGGGAGACCUCAACUGGCUACAGUCACGUCAUUAAUGAUGGAGAUGAGAACUCCUGACAGUCAUACCGGCUUUUGAGGAAAGCAGACACAUGGGACAGCGAGGAUGACCUGUGAACGAUACAUCGAGCCGCCCCUCAUACAGCAUACUGUUUAGGAUGAAACGGAUGAGAACAUAUUGAAAUAUGUUGACUGAUUGUACUUAAGAAUUUGAGUUUGCUUGUCAAUAAGUUAAAAGAUUGGACUUGACAGUGCUGCAAAAAUUGUCUCGCUUACCUGCCGAACAUGAGUUGUUUGCCACAUGAUGAAUUGGCCCGGAAUUACAGUGAAAAUUACUGAAAUCUACUGGAAGAAUCUAGAAAACUAUGUUAGGUGUUGCUAUGAUAUCUGUGUGUUUAUCCAUUGUUGCCUUUGUCACAAUGCAGUAACCACAGUGAAUGUCCACUGAAUUGUUGCUUGGAGCAAGGUAUUGACUAUGUCCUUCCUUGACAGGGACCAACAUGGUUGUGUUUUUGUGUGAAUUCUGUUUACAUACGGUCAUUGUGCCACUUUAAAAAGUGGUUGUGUGAACCCACCAAAAGGGAAUAGCUGGUAGUGCUUCAUGUCUCUUAGCUUUUUAUGUUUAGUACACUGUCUAAUACAAUGCUACUUGCUAUUCAACUAAUCAAUGGCUGUCCAGUCCUGUCCUGAUUACUGCUUGGCAAUUGACCAACUUUCCACAUUUUUUUCCACAGAAGAGUUAAUAAUGGUGUGGUAGAAUUGAUAUGAUUUUUUAUGUUUCAAUAAUUUGUCAAAUGGAAUUAUCCUGACAGUGAUUUGCACAUUUUGGAAAACACCUCAAGCAAAAAUGAUUGUGCCAAUUUAGUAUUUAUAUAAUAAAUUAGAUUUUGAAUCCCCCUGGUGGACAUCUUUAUGGGAUGUAAUUAAUUAAUACUGAAAUGAUUUGUCUGACUUCCACUCUGUAGUGAGGAUCUAAAUAUUUGUAAAAUUAUAUAAGCUUUGUUCUAGUUGUUUUUUAUAUGAAUUGUUUACAAGGUGUCCAAUUUUCUCUCAGACUGUAUAUAUGGAAUAUUUUAAAAUGGCAAAGGAAAGGGAAUGUAAAAAUGAAAUAUGCAAAUAAAUACAAUGAUUUUACUAA